Messenger RNA from Marmota flaviventris (yellow-bellied marmot), 3669 nucleotides. It is a transcript of the gene Cebpg, whose product is annotated as CCAAT enhancer binding protein gamma. NCBI's taxonomy places the organism in Eukaryota, Metazoa, Chordata, Mammalia, Rodentia, Sciuridae. Gene Ontology annotation, molecular function: DNA-binding transcription factor activity, RNA polymerase II-specific; RNA polymerase II cis-regulatory region sequence-specific DNA binding. The record is from RefSeq and is a predicted model, not a curated record. Gene Ontology annotation, biological process: regulation of transcription by RNA polymerase II; DNA-templated transcription.
GCCGCGGCGGCGGAACGGGCGGAGGCUGCCGGUUUCGUAACCGUCGCUCCUCCUAGCUGACUCGCGGGCUGCGAGGCCUGGGUCGGGUCGGGCCGAGCCGCUCGGGGCCGCUCAGAGUGGAGGCCGCCUGGGGGCGGGUGGGCUGGAGGCGCAGGUACAAGUGAAGAUUUUUUUGGCAGUUUAGUUGGAUACCAUUGAUCACCUGGCUCUCAUUUCUGUCUGUUCUGUGUCGGCAAGAGAGUGCCCAAAUGAGCAAGACAUCACAGCAAAACAGUACUCCAGGGGUGAAUGGAAUAAGCGUUAUUCAUACUCAGGCACAUGCCAGUGGCUUACAGCAGGUUCCUCAGCUGGUGCCUGCUGGCCCUGGGGGAGGAGGCAAAGCUGUGCCUCCAAGCAAGCAAAGCAAAAAGAGUUCACCCAUGGAUCGAAAUAGCGAUGAAUAUCGUCAAAGGAGAGAAAGGAACAACAUGGCUGUGAAAAAGAGCCGAUUGAAAAGCAAGCAGAAAGCACAGGAUACACUACAAAGAGUGAAUCAGCUCAAAGAAGAGAAUGAACGGUUGGAAGCUAAAAUUAAAUUGCUGACAAAGGAAUUAAGCGUACUAAAAGAUUUAUUUCUUGAGCAUGCACACAACCUUGCAGACAACGUGCAGCCCAUUAGCACUGAAAAUACAACAACAAAUUCUGAUAACGCAGGACAGUAGACCUCACCCUUUCCAGACUUCACAAACUGUGGCUUGAACCGUUAAAGGUGUGAUAACCUGCACCACUCAUAUCAAUGGCUCAAUGUUGUCUUGAUCCAUUAUUCAAAGAUCCAUUGGAUAUUAUUUUCUAGGAUCAGCACUGAAGAGUUGAUUAGCCGUAUAAUUUAAUUAUCUGGUUUUGAAUGAUACAGAUUUUUGUGGGGAUCAAAAAACAAAAUUUUAAGGUAUAUGGUAAAAAAUAUAUAUAUCUUGGACCUUGAUGUUCUUAAUGUAAAUCCUGACUUCCCCAGAAAUCCUUAUUUUUUAGGCUGGCAAAAGAAAUGGGAAACUGGCAGGUCACGCAGAAGGUACUUGGUUUUAUGAUUAAUUGGGUUAAGAAAAAUUAGGAUUCCAUCUAUUUGUGAUUUUUAUCCUAAAUUGUAUAUUAUAAAUCCUAAGGCUAUAGAAAUCAAUCAUUGUAAUUUGGAAUGAUUUUACAUAUAGCACAAACCUUGUUUUAGCAUAAUUAGUACUGUUUCCCCCCCAAAGUACCAGUUUUUGAAUAGUGAUGUCAGGUUGAAUAAAAAAUCUCAUCACCUCUUAAAAGCAGUAUGCAGCAAAUUGGCUUAAAAAUGCACAUGACAUUUAAAAAGCAGAUUUUUUAAAAAAUAAAAGUAUAGCAAAUAUUGGGGAUAUUGUUUGGGUUAUUGAUUAGGCAUUGCUUUGUGUCCUAAAAAAACAUUUUUUACCAAAAUUUUAGUUUCUGCAGAUGCUAGUAGCUUCUUUUUUGGGGGGGGUGGGGGAGAGGUAUCUUUUUGAUAGCCAAGUUAGUAAAUACAAGUCUUAACAGUUUGAUGAUAUAAGCUCUGAUUAAGAUUUAUUAGAAUAUUGGUUUAGCUGUUAGUUUCUUCUGUGUUGAAAAUAACUGCCACAGGGCCAUGAUUUUUAAAGGCAAAAAUUCUUGUGAAAGAACAUUUUAGUAUUUGAUCUUAACCACAUGAUUAUUAGAAAAAUGUAUCAUCUCCAUGCCAUCUCCCAAAAUAACAGUCUCUAAGAAAACUUGAAAGUAUAAGGUUUUAACCUUUAAUUUAUUUCACUUAAAUACAUCUUUUUAUAUUGUUUUUGUGACUUUUUUCCUAGUUAGUGGGCUCUUCUUCCAGACUUUAUGUACCACUACUUCUGUUUAUUCUUUUGUAUGCUUUUAUGUUCCAUAAAUUAUUUUAGAAAGAAAAUGCUGAUAAAACUCAGGAUAUUGACAUUUUUGUUGAGACUAAAAAAUGGCAAUCACUAAUGUAGGGCAUCUUGAGAGUCUGCCUUAUUAUCAAUGUUGGUAGUUUAGAUUGUCUUUAAUCUUUUUUUCUUUUUCUUUUAAAGCACAAUUCUAGCUCAGAUUUGUUUGGCUUCUGUGUGUUAUUUUGUGCCUGGGAUGGUGUCUAGACAUGAGUCAUAUCUGAUUAAAGUUUGUGUUACCAGGUAUUUUAUUUGAACAUGGUCAUUUCUGGCCAAUUGCUGUUUCCUACUAGGACUUGGUAUAAUGUAACUAGACUGUAACGCAGAUUGUGCCCUGGGUUUGGUGGAAGAGUGCUGACUCUGCAGUUCUCCUGGGCAGAAGACAUCAUUUUUUGCUGUGCAACUCAGCUGCUGCACAUAAAACAAGAACUUAGUAUUGUUGGAGAUGCUUCUCAGGAGGGCUGUUAACCCUACAGAACCAGGAAACAGGGUAGGGAAGGAUGGGGAUUUUAAAAAAAAAAUUUUUCCCCCUCCCUUAGGGUCCAUCACCAGUUUACUUUGCAAUAUUGAUCUACUACUCAUGAAGGUUGAUAGGUGUUUGGAGUAACUAAUGAGGAUGCAUCCACAGAAUCCUACUGAAUCUUUAAAAGCUAGUUCAUGUUAUAUAAUUAAUUAGAGAGACAGUUAAGACCCUUGAAUCUUUAAAUACCUAAAUAGAUGUUACCAACAUUUUACUCUCUCACUUAAAAAAUUUCAGAAAUGGAUGUCCCCAAGGAAUUUGUGGUUACCAUGAUACGAUGAUAAGCUAUCUUGAAAAACAAGCUGUGGGAAUAAUCAUCUGGAGUGUGUACUCAAUAUUUCAAAUCAACAUAAGAUUGGAACAUCUGAAAAAACUGAUUCAAGCUUUCUUAUUACCUAUAUAAAUCAAAACUUUUAACACAAGCAAUUAUGCAUAGAAUGAAAAUGCUAACAAUUGUCUUGACUACUUUACCGAAGUCAAGAGUGAAAGUUUUUAGUUUGAUAGUUUUACCAGUAUAAAAAUGAGGGAAACUAAGUGUGGGAAAUGACUAAGUUUAGAGCUUUGGGAAUUAUAAAGUGACUUUUUUUUAAACUUCUGUGUGUUACUUAUGAACCAUUAGGAUUUGAUCUGCUUUGUGGGCAGGUCUAGUGGUUUAGGAAUUAGCCAGUAGUAUAAAUUUCCAGCUGAUCCAAGUCUCCUGGGAUAGGUGCUUUUUGACUGGUUUUGGCAGCAUUUGAGCGGAUCAGCUAUUCCUAUGUCUGGCCCCUUUCAGUCACUGGGACGCCAGCUCAGAUACUUUGGACAUUCUUACUGAGAAGUAGUAAGAUUUUACUAAAAUAUGACCAGAUUUUAAAAAUUUGGGUCAUGAGUGUGACAUUCUCAAAUUUAUGUAAAAAGUAGAAGUAUGUACAAUUUGAUAUUAAAGGAAAGGAAAUUAUAGCAGCCUUUGAUGUUUCUUAAUCCCUGUUAGAGGGCUGAAACUUUGUACCUGAACAACCCAUUUAGCAUUCAGAGUGCUUUUGAUGCCUUAGAAAUAGGAAAAACAACUUUUUUUGUUUGUUUGACAAAAGCUAGGAAAGAGAAAGUCCAUUCUCCAGCUAAUUAGAUCUGCCUCUCAGGAAAAACUACCAACUUGUUCUUUUGUUCCUGGCUUUCAGUUUGUGAGAUUACUCUAUUUUUUUAAAUAUAAUUUUAUUUCUUUCAAUAAGUUUAAAAUAAAGAAAUUUGGAACAAUCUCUG